Molecule: messenger RNA, 3007 nt
Organism: Pan troglodytes (chimpanzee)
Lineage: Eukaryota; Metazoa; Chordata; Mammalia; Primates; Hominidae
Product: zinc finger protein 610
Exons: 4
Coding region: 729-2528 (599 amino acids)
Biological process (GO): negative regulation of transcription by RNA polymerase II; regulation of cytokine production; regulation of immune system process
Cellular component (GO): transcription regulator complex; nucleoplasm; chromatin
Molecular function (GO): DNA-binding transcription repressor activity, RNA polymerase II-specific; RNA polymerase II cis-regulatory region sequence-specific DNA binding
Source: RefSeq, a predicted model, not a curated record
GCUGCGGCGUGUGAGUUUCCCUUUGUUUAGAUUAAAUCUGGGAUGCUGAGUCCCCUUGCGCUUCUGUACCCGGCAUCUCAGGGGUCACACAGACCUUGAAAUCCCCGCAUCGCUCCCUCCACCCCGACUAAACUCAGACGUUCUAAUGAGAGUCUGGCGGUCGCUUCCCUGAGUGUUAAAAUCGCUCGGAGGCUGGUCCUGUCCCCGGUCUUUCACCACAGGGCCAUGUAGACAGCUCCUAUCGCGGAGUUUGCCUGCUUCAAAUCCUUCAGUGACCCCUGGACACGGCCCGCGCUGCGUGAAGUUCUCAUCCGCGAGAUGGAUGCACGUCUUUCCGGUCCCCCAAGCCUCGCCCUCUUUUCACAGGCCUGCCCCCUUUUCUGUGCCUUAAAUGAGAGGAAAUCGAUCUGAUGUUUACUGCUGAUUGUGAUGUUUCAGCCUCCAUUGGGCUUUUGCUAACACCUAAAUAAAUAUUUAGUGGACAAAAUUAGGUUAGUGCAAAAGUAAUGGCAAACCGCGAUCACUUUUGCACCAACCUAAUAUUUAUGGGCCGGGGCUGGAAUUCCAUCUUCUCCGGAGGCCCAGGCUGGAGAAUUCCUUGAGCACAGGAGUUUGAGACCACUCUGGACAACAUAGGACACUUGACAUUCAGGGAUGUGGCCAUAGAAUUCUCUCAGGAGGAGUGGAAAUGUCUGGACCCUGCUCAGAGGACUUUAUACAGGGAAGUGAUGGUGGAGAACUACAGGAACCUGGUCUUUCUGGGAAUCUGUCUUCCUGACCUGAGUGUUAUCUCCAUGUUGGAGCAAAGGAGAGAUCCCUGGAAUCUGCAGAGUGAAGUGAAAAUAGCAAACAAUCCAGGUGGCAGGGAGUGCAUCAAAGGUGUGAACACAGAGAGCAGCUCUAAAUUGGGAAGCAAUGCCAGAAACAAGUCUCUUAAAAAUCAACUUGGAUUAACCUUUCAGUUACAUCUGAGUGAACUGCAGCUAUUUCAAGCUGAAAGGAAUAUUUCUGGAUGUAAACAUGUCGAAAAACCUAUCAACAACAAUUCCUUAGUUUCACCACUUCAAAAAAUUUAUUCUAGUGUCAAAUCCCACAUUUUAAAUAAAUACAGAAAUGAUUUUGAUGAUUCUCCAUUUCUCCCACAAGAACAAAAAGCACAAAUAAGGGAAAAACCUUGUGAAUGUAAUGAGCAUGGCAAAGCCUUUAGAGUGUCUUCAAGCCUUGCUAACCAUCAAGUAAUCCACACUGCAGAUAACCCUUACAAAUGUAAUGAAUGUGACAAGGUCUUCAGUAACAGUUCAAACCUUGUACAACAUCAAAGAAUUCAUACUGGAGAGAAGCCUUACAAGUGUCAUGAAUGUGGCAAGCUCUUCAAUCGAAUUUCACUCCUUGCACGACAUCAGAGAAUCCAUACUGGAGAGAAACCUUACAAAUGUCAUGAGUGUGGCAAAGUCUUCACUCAAAAUUCUCACCUUGCAAAUCAUCACAGAAUCCACACUGGAGAGAAACCUUACAAAUGUAAUGAGUGUGGCAAGGUCUUCAAUAGAAAUGCACACCUUGCACGACAUCAGAAAAUUCAUAGUGGAGAGAAACCUUACAAAUGUAAGGAAUGUGGCAAAGCAUUUUCAGGGGGUUCAGGCCUUACUGCUCAUCUUGUAAUUCACACUGGAGAGAAACUUUACAAAUGUAAUAAAUGUGGCAAGGUCUUCAGUCGAAAUGCACACCUUACCAGACAUCGAAGAAUCCAUACUGGAGAGAAACCUUAUGAAUGUAAAGAAUGUGGCAAGGUCUUCAGGCACAAGUUUUGUCUAACCAAUCAUCAUAGAAUGCACACGGGAGAGCAACCUUACAAAUGUAAUGAAUGUGGCAAAGUCUUCAGUUACAAUUCACACCUUGCACAACAUCAGAGAAUACAUACUGGAGAGAAACCUUACAAAUGCAGUGACUGUGGCAAGGUAUUUAGUCGACUUCCGUGCCUUACACGACAUCAAAGAGUUCACACUGGAGAGAAACCUUACAAAUGUAAUGAAUGUGGCAAAGCAUUUAGAGACUGUUCAGGCCUUACUGCCCAUCUACUAAUUCACACUGGAGAGAAACCUUACAAAUGUAAAGAAUGUGCCAAGGUCUUCAGGCAUAGAUUAUCCCUAAGCAAUCAUCAGAGAUUUCAUACUGGAGAGAAACCUUACAGAUGUAAUGAAUGUGGCAAGGACUUCACUCGAAAUUCAAACCUUGCAAAUCAUCACAGAAUCCAUACUGGAGAGAAACCUUACAAAUGCAGUGAAUGUGACAAAGUCUUUAGUCACAAUUCACACCUUGCACAACAUAGGCAAAUUCAUACUGGAGAGAAGCCUUACAAAUGCAAUGAAUGUGGCAAGGUCUUCAGCCACAAGUUAUACCUAAAAAAACAUGAGAGAAUUCAUAAUGGGGAGAAACCAUACAGAUGUCAUGAAUGUGGUAAGGACUUCACUCGAAAUUCAAACCUGGUAAAUCAUCACAGAAUCCAUACUGGACAGAAACCGUACAGAUGAAAUGUGUGUGGUAAGAUCUUUAGUAAUAAUUCACACCUUGCACAGCAUGAGAGAAUUCAUUCAUGAGAGAGUUCUUACAAACUGAGUAUGGCAAACUCUUCAUGCUAAGUUCUAGCAUUAAUCAACAUCAGAGAUUCCAUACUAAAGAGAAAUCAUAGCAAUGUAUGUGAAUCAGGUCUCUUGAGGCCUGCCAAAUGACUAGAUAUCAAAACAUACAUCUUGGAUGAAACCAUACAGAUGGAUUAUGUAUGCUGAGGCUAUUAUUCAAGGACCAUUACUAUGGAACAUGAUAAGAUUUACACAAGCGAAUUCAGUCUCUAGUUCUCCAAUAUUUAUGAUACUGCAUGCUGCAGAAAAGUCACAGCUCCAAAUACGUUGAAUCUCAUGAUGUGAUGCAUGUCAAAGGUCCAAGGGCAUGUGGAAAUGGUCAGUUAUAUUUAGGCAAUUAAAAAACCUAAUUAUAUGGGGUUUUUUGAAAA